Molecule: messenger RNA, 1362 nt
Organism: Sorghum bicolor (sorghum)
Lineage: Eukaryota; Viridiplantae; Streptophyta; Magnoliopsida; Poales; Poaceae
Product: zinc finger matrin-type protein 2
Exons: 11
Coding region: 370-975 (201 amino acids)
Biological process (GO): mRNA splicing, via spliceosome
Cellular component (GO): spliceosomal complex; U4/U6 x U5 tri-snRNP complex
Molecular function (GO): nucleic acid binding; zinc ion binding
Source: RefSeq, a predicted model, not a curated record
CCCAACUCCAGCAGAACAACUCGACCCGGGUCCCGGGUUCAGUCCGUUCUACUCCGCCGUGGCCUCCAGCACCAGCAGCGGCGGCUCACGCAUCGCUCGGCGCCUGCCCCGGGCACCGGAGCGACGACCGGCACAGCGCAGCCCCACACCGCCGAGGAAAGGAGAAAGGCGCCGAGUCCAGGAGCGCGUCGCCGCGGGGGCUCGGGAACGCGGUGUCGCCAUCGCGGAACCCUAGCGAGAUCGCCGGGAAGGUCCGGAGGCCAGCACGUUGUUUCUGUGUAACCUUUCUUCCCUUUCUCCCUUUGCCGGCCGGCCCUUCAGCGGCGACGAGUGCCCACCAAGGCGGUGGUUUACCGUGAGCUGAGGAAGAUGUCUGGAACUCCAGUCGGCGUCGACAACACUUCUAGGAGGAAAUUUGACAAGGAAGAGUACUUGGAGAGAGCUCGACAGAGGGAGCAGCGGGAGAAGGAUGAAGCGCGGAAAGGCAAGGAAAGGGGUCCUCCUGUGCAAAGACAGCCUUUGAAACACAGAGACUAUGAAGUUGAUCUUGAUUCUCGUCUUGGCAAGACCCAGGUGGUGACCCCGAUUGCACCGUUGAAUCAGCAGGCUGGGUACUACUGUUCUGUAUGUGAAUGUGUUGUUAAAGAUUCAGCCAACUAUUUGGAUCAUAUAAAUGGCAAGAAGCAUCAGAGAGCGCUGGGCAUGUCUAUGCGUGUUGAAAGGGCAUCACUUGAACAGGUUCAGAAAAGGUUUGAGGCACUUAAGAAAAGGAAGGACCCAAGCGCCUUUACUGAACAAGAUUUGGAUGAGAGAAUAAUGAAACAACUGCAAGAGGAGGAGGAACGGAAGCGGCAACGCAAAGAAAAGAAGAAAGAGAAGAAAAGAGAACAGGCAGCCCAACAUGAACCUGAGGAUGUUGACCCUGACAUUGCUGCCAUGAUGGGUUUUGGCGGGUUCGGUUCCUCAAAGAAGUGACCGCUCUGUGUGACCUUCAUGGCUUCGCCCCUGAAGAUAUUGCUCGACCCCAUAAACACCUUGCUACAAAGAAUCAUUUUGACAGAUCUGCGAUAAGAUUUGAAUGGACUGGAUGCAAGGAUACUGCGUUUUGACACUGGGAUAUUGAACUUUGUGCAUGGGAGUUGAUUGUCAAAUGGAGCAUCUAUGGGUGUUUUGGAGUAAACAUGUUUAUUUGUUACUUGGGGGAUUCCGGCCAUAGAAACCGUUGGCAGUCGUGAUUAUUUGUUGUGGCAAUGCAGAUGUACCAAGUAGAAUAACCAAAAAAAUUGCUCUCCUUUUCAACAAGAAAAAACUUGUGUGUUGCACUUAGCAGGUCCCUUGAUUAUGAAUCUUAAUUUUCCAAGA